Molecule: messenger RNA, 1462 nt
Organism: [Torrubiella] hemipterigena
Lineage: Eukaryota; Fungi; Ascomycota; Sordariomycetes; Hypocreales; Clavicipitaceae
Source: the annotation of a GenBank genome assembly
AUGCACGUCCGUUAUCUAUCUCUACUCGCCUCGCUGUCGUCUGCGGCACUCUUGUCCAGCGACGAGCGCUAUGCUGCUCUCGGCCUUCCUCCCAUCGAAGAUGAAAACUACGGAAUGGAGGCCAUGUCGUGGCUGAAGCGCGAGAAGCUCAAGACCCACGAAAUUAUGAGCGCCGCCGGAGCCUACGAUCUCGACCGAUACUCUACUCUGAGCAAAGCUGCCUGCAACGGUGGCAAGGCCGCUGAUUACUCCUGCAAGGCGCUUGACAUGGUUGGUUUUGUCCGUCACCAGGACUUCGGUUCCAAGACCCGCAAGGGCAACGACGUCUGGGGCUGGACCUCCAAGGAUGGCCGUGAAUUCGGCAUUGUUUGCCAGACCGACGGCACUGGCUUUGUUGAGGUCUUGAAGGACGGCUCCAUGGUUCCUCUUGGCCGUCUCCCUACUGCAUCUUCAUCGGCUCUCUGGCGUGACGCCAAGGUUGUCGAUGACCACGCCUACAUCGUUGCCGAUGUUGGUGGCCACGGCAUGCAGAUCUUUGACAUGAAGCUGUUGCUGGACAUCAAGCACGGUUCGCCCAAGAACUUUACGCAGUCGGAUCUCUCCAACCACUUCACCGGCUGGGGCAAGUGCCACAACGCCGUCCACAACGAGGCUACCAAGACCGUCUUUUGCUCAGGCGACGACAAGUGCGGCGGCAAGCUGCACGCCGUCGACGUCGCGGAUCCCAAGAACCCCAAGGACUUGGGCUGCGUCGGCACCCACAGCUACAGCCACGACGCCCACUGUCUUAUCUACAACGGUGUCGAUUCCAAGUACAACGGCCGUGAAAUCUGCUUUAGCUUCAACGAGAAGCAGAUGGUCAUCAACGACAUUACCGACCGCAAGUCGCCUAAGGAGCUUUCGGUUCUCAAGUACAAGGGCGCCGGCUACACCCACCAAGGCUGGGUGGCCACCAAGGACAUGAAGUACCUGCUGAUGGGUGAUGAGAUGGACGAGCGUCUGCCAAUGGGUGACAACAAGAACGGCAACACCAUUACCUACAUUGUCGACAUCAGCAAGCUCGAGGCCCCCGCGAUUACUGGCACCUACUUUAGCCCCGUCAAGGCUAUUGACCACAACUUGUACGUCAUUGACAACUUGGUGUACAUGUCCAACUACAACACGGGUCUCCGUAUUGUCGACAUUAGCAGCAUCAACUCGGACCCUACAGGCAAGGGCUUCAAGGAAAUUGCCUUCUUUGACGUCUACCCCGAGGACGAUGGAAAGGAGCAGCACGGCUUUGUCGGUGCCUGGUCCGUCUACCCUUUCUUCAAGAGCGGAUACAUUCUCAUCAACUCCAUGGAGCGUGGCAUUUUCGCUGUUAAGCACCAGAAGUAAGUGAGUUACUAGAUGCAGCAUUAGUAGUAGAGCACAAUAACUAGGGCGCCAUCCGAGUACUAGCUUGAAGCAAGGCGCUGCUAUG